UCUAGAACUUCCGGAGAAAGUCAACAUAUGUUUGAUGGGCGUUUAUAAAUAUUAUAGAGAGGAGAAAAGUCUUAAACUGCGGGACUGAGAGACCGGUGUUUGUCAGCUUCAUAUAACGUAACUAACGUUACUGCAUAAGCCACUGAGUACACAGAAUUGAUUUUGAACGUUUUGUUUAGGUCCUACACGAAUAAGCAUUUUAACCGAUGACUAGUCUUGUUUGCUUUAAUUUGCUUUUAUUUUUUUAAUCAAAAAGUACCGGUUGACCCAUUUCAAUUCAAUUAUGACCUUCCCUUAUGUUGAAUUUAAUGAUGUUUAUGUGCAGGCAUCAUGUCGUCCAGCAUUGCUCAAAAUCUCCGGAUAGCAGCUGUUCUUCUGGUGUUUCUUGUUCUUAUAGAUGUGAUUUCACUCGCAUAUGCAGAUAAGUGCAUCUGUCCACCCUACAGAAACAUCAGUGGACAUAUCUACAAAAAGAAUGUGUCCCAGAAAGACUGCAACUGUCUGCAUGUGGUGGAGCCCAUGCCAGUGCCUGGCCAUGAUGUGGAGGCCUACUGUCUGCUCUGUGAGUGCAAGUAUGAAGAACGAAGCAGCAACACCAUUAAGGUGACCAUUAUAAUCUACUUGUCAGUGGUUGGAGCUCUUCUGCUGUACAUGCUGUUUCUACUUCUAGUUGAUCCUCUAAUCCGCAAACGUGAUCCGUACACCAUGCCACUGCAGAACGAGGAGGAUUCUGAGGAUGUGAGGCCCCGUGUGGAUGGUUCACAAGGUCGUGGGAACACUGUGCUGGAGAGGGUAGAGGGGGCUCAGCAGCGCUGGAAGAAACAGAACCUUAGUCAUUCUCUUUCUUCAUCUGCUGCACCCCAAGGCCGCCCAUCCCCUCCUCCACCUGCCUCCGCACCCCCAAGAAUGUACACUGACUGCCCGUCUAUAUAUAUCCCUCAGAAGGGGCCAGCUGUGCCUAAAUGCUCCCUUCCCCUCCAAUGUCUGCUUGUCUGGUGUAGGUUUGCAGCAGGGGCCAGGGCCAAGAAGGUACACUGUGCCUUCUCAGAGAGGGCGAGAUGUUGGAUGAAGCUUAGGACCAUACUAAAGAUCUGACCUGGACUUAAGAAGACCAAGGAUUUGCUAAACUAGGAAUCUCAUUUCAGGUUUUGGCAAUUUUUUGUG
Molecule: messenger RNA, 1164 nt
Organism: Sinocyclocheilus rhinocerous
Lineage: Eukaryota; Metazoa; Chordata; Actinopteri; Cypriniformes; Cyprinidae
Product: putative protein 2
Exons: 7
Coding region: 331-1095 (254 amino acids)
Cellular component (GO): lysosomal membrane
Source: RefSeq, a predicted model, not a curated record